Molecule: messenger RNA, 392 nt
Organism: Suillus plorans
Lineage: Eukaryota; Fungi; Basidiomycota; Agaricomycetes; Boletales; Suillaceae
Exons: 5
Source: RefSeq, a predicted model, not a curated record
AGUGAUAAGAGUCCCGUAUCAGAAGAAACCAAGAGCAUGCAAUGAAUUUGCGACAGAGACAACGCUGGUCUCUCAUGACUGUGCUGUAUUUGAUUAUACGCUAUAUGGGAAUACCGUUUUCUGUGUAUGUGUCGAGACCAAUAACUUUGCACUUGUUCUGCGUAUGUCUCAUAUGCACUGUGUUCCAUUUUUCUGACCGGCGAGACACAGGAACUAUGCCAUCGCUAUCGCUAUCGCUGACAGAUGCAGUAAGUAUUCUGCAGCCAUUUCAUUCCCAUCCAAUCAAUACACUCAUAUGUAGGGUACUACGUAACAAUUGGGACAAAUGCGGCUUUGACUGCCAUGUUAGGCGGUAAGUUGAUCAUGAUUGCUCAGUUGCAUGCCAUGUAUCA